Messenger RNA from Nematocida parisii ERTm1, 2369 nucleotides. RefSeq lists its product as uncharacterized. Bases 1 to 2190 code for a protein of 729 amino acids. The record is from RefSeq and is a predicted model, not a curated record. Lineage: Eukaryota; Fungi; Microsporidia. Gene Ontology annotation, biological process: intra-Golgi vesicle-mediated transport; endoplasmic reticulum to Golgi vesicle-mediated transport; intracellular protein transport. The transcript has a single exon. Gene Ontology annotation, cellular component: COPI vesicle coat. Gene Ontology annotation, molecular function: protein binding; structural molecule activity.
AUGGAAGAGAGGAUUGCUGGCAGAUUUGAGAAAGCGAGAGUAAAACAUGUGACAGCACAUAAAAAAGAGCCACUUGCACUGGUGGCAAUGUACAAUGGAGAGUUUGAGUUAUGGAAUACGGCAAGUAUGCUGCUAAUUAAAUCCGGGAGUAUUGGGGAAAUACCCAUAAGAGCAGCUGCAUUCAUUGAGGACUGUGAGUGCUUUGUGCUUGGAUCGGAUGAUGGUAUGAUAAGGCUUUACUGCAUAGACACAUUCAAGAUAAAGUGCAAGGUACAGGCCCAUUCUGACUUUAUAAGGUAUAUUGCAGUGCACCCUGUCCUGCCGUAUAUAGCAACCUGUUCAGAUGACAUGCAGGUUAAAAUAUGGGACUACUCCAAGGAGAUAUCUUUAAUAAAGACGCUUACUGGGCAUACGCACUUUGUCAUGUCUGGAGACUUUUCGCCCCAGGAUAACAAAACCCUUCUGACGUGCUCGCUUGACCACAACAUAAUCGCGUGGAAUAUUGAGACGGGGAAUGCAGCCAAAAUUCUGAAGGGAACAAAAGUACCACUGAACACAGUAAAGUACAUUAAGGACAAGUAUAUAAUCAGCGGGGGCGAUGAUGGAAAAAUAAAUGUAUGGGACUCAGCAACGUACAAUUUAGUCACGAGUGUUGCUGGGCACAUUGGGCCAGUAACUGCCAUACACUGCACCAACAGAGGAUUUAUCAGCACGGGUGAGGACGGGAUUGUUCGGGAGUGGGAUAAGAAAAGGUUCCGGCCAGAGACUGCCACUCCAGGGAAGGUUCAGAGAAUAUGGAGUGUAUGCAGCACGCACACGGGCGGUGCCCUGGUGGGUGGAGAUGAGGGGAUUUCCUUUAUAAAGCAAAUGCAGAGUACUACACUAACCACAUUUAUUACAACAGGCAAGACUGAAGGAAGAAUAGUGAUAGCAGAGAAUACGCAGGUCAAGCAAAUAAAAACAGCCAAUCCGUCUGCACAGAAAGUCGUAACCACACUCUCAUUCCUUCCCGAUAGAAUUGCACUUUCUGAGACGGGGCGGUAUUUGUGUGUUGAGUCUGACAAUAUGGUUUAUGUGUAUACAGUGCUUGGGUUUUUACUGCAGGUGUCUGUUCCUGGUCAUUCUCUGGUGUGGACUGGCCCAGAAGAAUUCCUUAUGGUGUACAAAGAUGCGCUUGUCCGAUACUGUGACUUUGAGAUUGACCAGAAGAUAGAACUACCAGAGAUAGAUUCAGUGAAGUCCAUGGUUAAAGUGAAUAAUGAUGAAUUGCUUUUAAAGACAGAGAGCAUGCAUUAUCUGAUCAGUAUGUCUGGUGAGGUACUAAUGGAAGUGCCUGAUGUUCAGGGAGUGUAUAAGUACAAGGAUGUAUAUGUGAUGUUCUAUAAGAACAGAGUAGAAAUAUUCAGAGAAGGUGAGAGAAACAGUAAUAACAAGUCAGCACAGUGUGUAUACGAAUUUAAAAUAUCUGGCUGGGGUGCCCGUGAUAAUGUAAUAUUUAUUCAUACGGGAGGCAAGAUAGUUUAUGUGCUUAUAACACAGCCAACUAAAAACAAUCUGAAAAUGCAGCCUGUCUCCUUUAUGUCACUCAGUGCAACAGGAGAGAUUCUUGGGGUACUUGAUGGGGUGUGGUGUAUGGAUGGAGGGAAUGUAUUUGAGUAUGAGGUAGACUGGGAAUUAGUUAAAUACCAGAAUAUGAUUGUAUCCGGGAGUAUGCCAGAGAAAAUACCAAAUAAGUACGUGAAGGAGUGCAUUCACUUCCUUGUGGGUAUGAACAUGCUAGAAGACGCGUAUAAGCUAGCAGAUGACCCAGAUGAGAAGUUUGAGUUAUUAAUUAAGCUGGGCCGGCUUAAUGAUGCAAUGAAAAUCUCUGAUACAGAAGCAAAGUAUUCUCGCUUAAGCACAUUAUUUGUACAGGCUGGGAAAGUGUCUGAAGCUCUUGCAUGUGCAAAAAAGGGACUAUCCGUUGAAAAUGAAAUUUUAUUAGCCUCACUUUCAAAUAGUGUAAAGGACAUUGGCCAUGCAGCAGAAAAGGCGUAUGAUCAGGGGAAGAGUCUGGCUGCAUUGGCUGCUGGGUACAGGUCAGAGAAUUACAAACUCUGUUUAGACAUUCUUAAAGGCACGGAGUUUGAAAGUCUUUUUGCACAGACACAUGCAAAACAUCUGGGAAAGCAGGACUCACUAAAGAAAUAACUGUCCUAUUACGGUAAUAGCAAAAAGACAAUUUCAACAGGAAAUAAUAGCAGUCAUAAAAAAUAUUGUAGGAUUUUCCUUUAAAUUGUAUUAUUUUUAGUGUAUGUGCGCAUAGGAGAGAGUUCUUUGUACUUUCAGGUUAUAUUUCAAAGCAAACCAUUAAAAAUCAAAAUAAAUCA